CUCUGGUCUUUGAAGCAAGGCAAAGCUACCAUCUAUUGCACCUCAUUUUUCUCCCGCACGCCGGAGCUUCAACGGCCAACCUCCACCUUAUCCAAACGAUAAUAACCCUGCUAUAAUGAUUCCGAGGACAUUGCGUGCUGCUCGGGCGCUGCGACUCGGCAGCCGCGCCGCACCACGGACAGCCAACGUCACAGCCCAGCCCUGUCGAACCCUUUACCAGGCCUCGAGCACUACGCUACCAGUCCAUCGCCCGAGAACACCAUGCGCCUCGCGGUCGCGUGGGGUAGCAUUCUACUCGGCAGCCUCACAACCUGACGCGACAGCCCCUCCUUCGCAGCAAGCGACCAGGACACCCGAGAAGCCCGAUUACCUGAACGAGUCCGAGACCGAAAUCUGGAACAGGCUCAUGGCCGAGUUCGAGCCGGUGGAGCUUGUCGUCCAGGACAUCUCGGGCGGCUGCGGCUCCAUGUACGGAAUUGAGAUCAGUUCGGACAAGUUCCGCGGCUCCGGGAUGCUCAAGCAGCAGCGUAUGGUCAAUAAGGUGCUUGCCGACCUGAUGAAGGAAUGGCACGGAGUGCAGUUGAGGACAAGGGUGCCCUGAAUGGGCUAUGCUAUCAUGGGGUCGGACAAGGAGAUUUUGGGGUCGGUGCAGUGUUGGUAUUGAGAGUGAGUCAGGAACUAUGAUGAUGUACAUUAACCAACUGUCGCUGCUACUACGUCCUGGAGGAAAAGAGUUAUAUACCCAUACCAAGCUGGAGAUGAAACAAAUCAUUUCGGCCGCACAACUCUACAUGUACAAUAUAUUAAAAAUCCAAUUCUUCUUUUGACGG
Messenger RNA from Pyricularia oryzae 70-15, 830 nucleotides. RefSeq lists its product as uncharacterized. The record is from RefSeq and is a predicted model, not a curated record. Lineage: Eukaryota; Fungi; Ascomycota; Sordariomycetes; Magnaporthales; Pyriculariaceae. Bases 116 to 601 code for a protein of 161 amino acids. The transcript is spliced from 2 exons.